Molecule: messenger RNA, 4377 nt
Organism: Gadus macrocephalus (Pacific cod)
Lineage: Eukaryota; Metazoa; Chordata; Actinopteri; Gadiformes; Gadidae
Gene: ptch1
Product: patched 1
Exons: 4
Coding region: 500-1540 (346 amino acids)
Biological process (GO): smoothened signaling pathway
Cellular component (GO): plasma membrane
Molecular function (GO): hedgehog family protein binding; hedgehog receptor activity; smoothened binding
Source: RefSeq, a predicted model, not a curated record
CACAGACACACACACACACACACGCACGCACGCGCGCGCUCGCACGUACACACACACACACACACACACACAUAAACAGAUACGCACACACCCGCAAACAUUACAAGUACGAGGUAUAUUCCUGGUUUUGCCCCGAGAAACUGCCUGUCUGUGUGUCUGUGGGGGGUUUCAAUGUGUGCUGUUGUGUCGGUGUGUGUGUGUGUGUGUUUGUUUCUUUGUGUUGCUGGAGGUAUUCUUUAAGGUGGUUGAUCUUGUCUCCCCACGUUGAAGCCUGUGUGCUUCGUUUCUGCGGCGUACCUAGGUAUUUUCUUUGUUUUGCUGAUGUCUCCACUGCAAGACAUUUGUUUUGUUCUCAGUGAUCUAUGGUUUUCUCGCCUGCCAGGUUUUCAAACAUUUUAUGCUUUUGUUUGGAUUUUAUAUGGGGGGGAAACAAGCCGUCAGUAAACCCCCUUUUGAGGGGGUUUCAGAAAAAGUCACGUGACAUGCACUUGAGGAACUCAUGAGGAUCUCUAAGAACUGUGUGUCUGUGUUGUGUUGUAGGUAUUUCUUUGCAGUGCUGGCCAUCCUCACCGUUCUAGGGGUACUCAAUGGACUGGUGCUGCUCCCUGUGUUGCUCUCCUACUUUGGACCUUAUCCCGAGGUGACGCCGGUGGACGGUGGUAGCCGCCUGCCGACCCCCUCCCCCGAGGCCCCCCCACAGGUGGUCCACUUCUCGGUCCGCCACCACGACCCCGCCACCAACGCAUCCGGUGCCACGUCCGACUCCUCGGACUCGGAGUACAGCUCCAACACCAGCCACGACCUGCAGCAGUACGGCCUCCCGGCAGACAGGGGGCGAGCUCGAGCCGCAGGGCCAGAGGAGCAGCAGCAGCAGUACCACCUCCCCACCAGCAGGGGCAGAGCAGCUAGGACAGAGGAGGAGCGGAGGGCUGGGGCGGGUCAUAGGCACUCGGCCAGGCAGACCGUGCCCCCAGCCUACAACGUAUCCUCGUCCAACCCACCUCAGGGCACGGACCCCCGACCCCAACCUGGGGCAUUCCGUCGCCACGGCAACAGGGACCACCCCAAGGGCCAGCAGCCCCCGCCCCCGGGCCAGCCGCGCAUGGACGCUUUCGAAUCGGCCAGUGAGGCCGGGGGCCACCACGGCUCAGCGGGCUUCGGCCACAGGGACCCCAGGGCCCGCCCCUCCCAUAACAACCGGCCCAAUCACCACCCACCUCACCACUCGAACCCCGCCCCUUUCUGCCAGCCCAUCACCACGGUGACCGCCUCGGCCUCCAUCACCGUGGCCGUUCACGCCGCGCCCCCCGCCUGCCAGAGCCACCCGGCCUCCUCGUACCCGGGGUACACCGCGGCGGAGGGCUACUACCCGUCAGGUGCAGCUGCUUCAAGGCCGGGGCCCGGGCCGGAGCCUGGCUUUCAGGACCCUCACGUGCCACUGGACACCCAGCCGGAGCCCGGCGGAGCCAAGAUGGACGCCAUGGAGCUGCAGGACAUGGAGUCGGAGGCCGACGAGAGGAACUACAGACGGGCGAGCUGAGGGGGCGGAGAGCGAAAGCACAACGACCAAAGAUUGGACACAUUGGUAUUGUUAGGCAGCUGUCCCAGCUCCGUCUGAACCAGCCCUGCUCGGCUCAGCCCGGUCCGGCCCCGGUCCGGCCCCGGCCCAUCUCCGGUCCGGCCCCCGUCCGGCCCCGGUCUGACCCGCUCUGACCCGGUCUUGCACCGGCAACCGUCCCGCGGCCACAGGCAGCAAGACACUCUUCAGUGUUGGCGUCAUGGUGCUCAUAUUUACUGUAGUCAAGUGGACUGUCGUUGUCAUAGCUAUUUUUAUCUAUAUUUAAGAGAUGUACACUUGUAAAUAUGAACAAAAACGUAGCUAUAAUUGUUGUACAAAGUUGUACAACUCCUCUUUUGUAAACAGACUGGGGCUGCCAUUAAGCAUGGCCUGUGUAUGUAUGUGUGUGUGUGUGUGUGUGUGUGUGUGUGUGUGUGUGUGUGUGUGUGUGUGUGUGUGUGUGUGUGUGUGUGUGUGUGUGUGUGUGUGUGUGUGUGUGUGUUUCAGAAGAGAUUUCAGAUUACUGUUCUCUGUGGAUCUGUGCCAUGAGGAAGCUUCAUCUACAUACCUGUCAGCAUUCAGUGUUGCUGCUUAAACUAUUUUGAAAAUAAUGUACAUUUAUAACUCUAUGCAAAUGUCUCUUUUAAACAAUAGAAUUGUGUACGAGUGUGUGUGUGUGUGAGUGCGCAUCAGUUUGCGCAGGUGCGAGUGUGUGUGUACUGGGUGUUCUUUCUAAGUAUGGCUGUAUAAUGAGUGAAAGCCUGGCUUGUCCUGGUUCCUCCAUCAGAUUUAUCUUCAAAAACACACUAACAUUUACACUCAUUUUGAACAUGAGGGAAAUUGUUAGAAUUUCCCAACAGGGCUCUUGUGUAUGUAUGUACAAGUAUAAAAUUGUAUACGUGUGCGUCGAUAUAUUGUAUAAAGGUAUGCAUUUUGAGGAUUUCUUUUUAUCACAAACCUGUGGUAGUUAUAAAACAGUUAGUGUUUAACUUGACACACGCUAUGCGUGCUAUUUAAGACAAGCAGAUAUGAAGAAGAUGUUUUUUGUUAUUUUGUUUCAGGUCGAUCGUGUCUGUCGCUCAAUAGGUUUAGCCCCCCUUCAUUGAGACCUAAUUGAUUCCUCAUUUCCGUUGGUUCUAAACCUAGCUUUUCAAGUUAGGUAACUGCUCUGGUGUUGUAACGUAGCAGGAUUUAGUUCUAUCUCUUUCGCUCCUCCAUACUGACAUACGGUCAGUGAACCAAACUCUGGAACCCAAAACCACAAAUAUUGUGGUCGUAAACAUUACUGAUUCUGGACCAGGGAGAAAGGAGAGCUGAACUUAUUGUUCUCUUUGUGGGAUUUUUUGUAGUUAAUAAGCUAAAGUUGGGAAAACUCUAGGACUCAACUCAACUGGGGUCUUGACUGCGUUCAAGCAUUUCUCUUACAAAAACAACUCAGUUCACAUCCGCCCCAACAAUAAGCUAGCCAAAGUGUAAGGGGCUAAGCCCUAUAUGUCCUGACAAUGUGCUCUGUACGUCUGUGUAAAGAUUCAUGUGUGCAUUUCCCUCAUCUGUACCCCCCUAUGGCCCCAACUCUGCCCUAGCAAUCAGCAAUGACCUCAAGCGAUAAAAGUCCUCGGCAUUACACCAGCAGACUAAUUGAAAUCCGCCUCUAAUAGUGCAAUGGUACAGUCCAGAGCCUCGGGUCAGAAUGUACCCCCCUCUCUCGAUCAUUACCUUUUCUGCUAUCCAUGUCCUGUUAUGUGUCUGCAUUCAUUUGAAUCUAUCUAGAUGUGUGUGUGCUUGUGUGUGUGUGUGUGCCCAUAUAUCAUCAUAAUUAUAACUCAAAACCCCUCCACCAUAGCCAGCUACACUUUGGAAAUCCAUCUCCACACCCCCACUACCAUGGCUACCUGACGUAGGUUUUUAGAAUCCUCCUUUUGUCCGGUGUAAUGUUUCUGCUGCUUGCAUGAAAUAUAGGUUGUUGUAUUUGUUUGUUUUUCAAUGUCUUUGUUUUUUGUGUUUUUCUCCUCCUGAUGUCACAUUGGCAGUAACGGAGCGAAUUAUGGCUGGCAACUAUUUUAUUCCGUUUUAAAUGUAUUUUUUUUGUUUUAUUUUGAAUAUUCAAUUUGCUAUAUUUAUAUUUUGUAACAUAAGAUGUUUUUGUUUUUUCUUUCAUUAUUGGUCACGAUGCCAGUGGAUAACAAAUGCAGGGAUUUUUAUGUCUAUUGAAAAAAAAAACACUAUAACGGUUUAAUGUUUUUUACAUUAAUGGAGUUUGAUCUGUAUAAAGUGCUUACUAAUGUUAAAUAGGAAAAAAAGAAUAUAUAACAUUUUACACUACGAGUCUCAUAGCGCUUAGAGGAUCUUAAAAGGAAAAACAAAAAACAAUGGUUCUCCCAGGCUGCCAUUUUGGUCUUGGUUGGUGUGGAUGUAUGUUGUUUUCAGUUACAAAGAUAAAUGUAUGCCAUAUAAUUUAUUUAUAUGAAAAAUUAUUUUUGUAGUGUACAUAGUAGUUGUCAAGGUAUUUGACAGAAGUAUAUUUUUAAAGAGUUUAUAUGUAAUGAUAUACCGUAACGAAACCUUAAGGUGCACAUUUUGAUUGCUAACUGUCUUCUGAGAUGACAUGGACACCCCUCCCUCCCCCUUCCUCUCCCUCCCUCCCCCCCCCUUCCUCCCCCCUACAGUAUUAUGUUCCAGUCCCUGGUGAGAGAACUCAGACAGUGCCUUUCUAUGGGCUGGUCAAAGACUAGCCAUGAAAGUAGAAAAUUGUACUAGCUCUCUAAAUAUUAAUGUUCAAACACUGAUAGAAUUCUAACAAAUAAAAAUAUUAUAACUUA